Molecule: messenger RNA, 1354 nt
Organism: Centropristis striata (black sea bass)
Lineage: Eukaryota; Metazoa; Chordata; Actinopteri; Perciformes; Serranidae
Gene: nfkbiaa
Product: nuclear factor of kappa light polypeptide gene enhancer in B-cells inhibitor, alpha a
Exons: 6
Coding region: 43-963 (306 amino acids)
Molecular function (GO): protein binding
Source: RefSeq, a predicted model, not a curated record
CUUUGCAUCGAGACGGAGCUGACAGUCGCGAAAACAGUCAACAUGGCCGUCCACAGAGUGUCUAACCACAAUCAAAUGGAAUAUAACUUCGACAACAUGGAGUCCAAACAAGGGAAAAUUUGUCAAGAGGACCGUUUUGACAGCGGCCUGGAUUCCCUGAAGGAGGACGAGCUGGUCAACGACUUUGAGGAGUUGAAUGUGAACGUGACCGAGGAGCUCACACAGGAAUACGAGCCUUGGAGAAGUGCAGUGACAGAGGAUGGUGACACGCUUCUCCACUUGGCCAUCAUUCACGAAGCCACAGAACAUGCCUUUCAGAUGAUCAAACUUUCACACAAUCAUCCCUUCCUCAACGUCCAGAACCACCAGAGACAGACUGCCCUCCAUCUGGCAGUGAUCACAGAGCAGCCUCAGCUAGUGGAGAGGCUCCUGAAGGCCGGCUGUGACCCACGUCUGGCCGACGACAGCGGGAACACUGCUCUCCACAUCGCCUGUAAGAGGGGCUCCCUCGCCUGCUUCGGCGUCAUCACCCAGAACUGCCAACACCACAUCACCUCCAUGGUGUCCUUCCCCAACUACAGUGGCCACAACUGUCUUCACUUGGCGUCCAUUAACGGCUUCGUUUCACUGGUGGAAAGCCUCGUCCAGCUUGGUGCAGACAUUAACGCACAGGAACAGUGCAGUGGAAGGACGUCGCUCCAUCUUGCUGUAGACCUCCAGAACCCCACACUGGUGCGUCGCCUCCUGGAACUCGGCGCCGAUGUUAACUGCUUAAACUACGGUGGCUUCACGCCGUACCAUCUCACAUACGGGCGCCAGAACGAAGAGAUCCGCUGCCAGUUGUACGAGAAGACGGCACAGGAGCUGAGAGAGCUGCCUGAGAGCGAAUCAGACGAGAGUGAUAUGGAGGAUCUGGACUCAUCGGAAGAUGAGCUGUACGAUGACAUAAAGUUCGGAAAGUAAACAGAACCGUGCCCUCUACCGGUGGUGUGAACAGUGAAGCUGCUACUGGGUCGCCCAGCCACGGCCCCCCCAAAUAAGGGACGCAUCAGUUCUCCAUCCAGGUCCGCAGGUGCUGGUCCCGGGAUCAAAAGAACACGGAUGAAGACGGCGUCCAGUCUGGUCAUGCUUGGUCUGAAUCACAGAGCGAUAUACCAUAAAACAGCAAGACCACGACCUAUAUAUAGUCCAUAUAUAUACUGUAUAAAUAUAUAUUGAUGUGUAUAUACAAGACGUGUGUAAUAUAUUGUAAAUACAGAGAUGUUAUUUUUUUAUACCUGUACAUACGUGUGAAUUUAAACACUAUUAACAAAAAAUAGUUCUGAAAAAAUAAAAAGAAGUCUAUGAAUAUAAA